CCUCAAUCCAGCAAUCGUACGCAUAUGAAUUUAAUUCAUGAUACGGCGAUGAUCUUCACACUGGUUGGCUCAUGGUUGGCAUCAAGCGAAUGACCAUCUGUCCAGCGGCCUCGCCUUCCCUGCAAUUGGAACGCAGCCAUCAACGGAACUGGGUUGAUGUUCAAACAGUCCAUACUACAAACAACAAUGGCCUUUUCAGGUCGCACAACUAGACAUUCCUCCAGAUCCAAUGUCCGACCUCCUCGAAGUCCUUCCUAAUUUCGACCUGAAAUCUCACAGGCACCUUUUGCACUCGCUAGAAAAGAACGAUAUCACGGUGGCUGACUUGAUCAGCCUUGACCCAAUUGACAUCGCUCGGAAAUGCCCUCUGCCUACGACUGACGUUCAACGACUGGUAUCAGACGUCGUCAAGGCUUUACAGGAAGACGUACAGGGAGCAGUUAACAAGCGAUGGGAUGUUGGACACUCUGGGUCACUGAAGGAGACGGACGCGCUUGACAAGGAAGAGGGUGAUGAAGUCCAGGGCACAGAAGCAACAGUGAAGACGCUAGAUAUUGACAUUGAUGGCGCGUUAGGUGGGGGUCUUGUACCGGGUCACAUCAUAGAAGUGGUUGGUGAGAGUGCCGUUGGCAAGACUCAAUUUGUACUUGGACUCCUGCUUUCCGCCCAACUCCCCCAGCCACGAGGACUGGGGAAAGGCACCAUCUAUGUGUCCACAGAGGCACCACUAAAUACUGCCCGUCUGAGCCAGAUUCUGACUUCUCACCCCGAAUACGAGAGCCUCCCACCAGCUGAGCGCCCCUCUCUCGAUUAUGUCCAUGCAAUCGCAACCAAUGACCUGGAAGCACAGGAGCAUAUAUUGCGAUAUCAGCUGCCUGUCGCGAUCCGACGGUUCAAUAUUGGUCUGAUCGUCUUGGACUCGGUUGCUGCAAAUUUCCGCGCCGAACAUGAAAGUCGUACUGCGGCCGGACUUGCGGAGAGAGCGAUCGAGCUGAGCAAGCUGGGAAACACUCUCCGCCGUGUUGCCAUUGAGAACAAUGCUGUGGUCGUGGUCACAAAUCAGGUAGCGGAUCGGUUCGAGGACAUCAGACCUAUUCUGCGGUCGUCGUCACCUGCAAGCUCUUCGCCCUCGAUGUCUACACCCAAUCUUUCUACGACGGUAGUGGAUAGUCGGCGAGAGACUCAAAGCCUUGAUCAUCAACAGCGGUUUUUUACUGGCUGGGGUGACCAGCCUGGCGAAAAGCGCACCCAGUUGAAAAACCCCGCCCUUGGAUUAGCCUGGACAAACCAGAUUUCUGCUCGCAUUGUCCUUAAGAUGGAAAGUGAACGACAGGAAUACAUGGGAGGAAACAUCUGGAGGGAUCGAAAGAAGAGCCGUACAUUGCGCCUUGUCUUCGCGCCGUGGGCCAGUCCAACGAGUGAUCCCAUUCCCUAUGAGAUUGGCAUGCCAGGCAUUUCGUCGAUCAGUGAGGAUGAUUCAGAUAGUCAAGCACCUGUUCAGGCCGACGGAGAGGAUGGGGAGUUGUUGAAAGAGGAGUUAUGGGCUACGGAUGAGGACGAAGAGUUUCCUUGA
Exophiala oligosperma is the source of this 1573-nucleotide messenger RNA. RefSeq lists its product as uncharacterized. The transcript has a single exon. Gene Ontology annotation, biological process: t-circle formation; resolution of mitotic recombination intermediates; telomere maintenance via recombination. Gene Ontology annotation, cellular component: Rad51C-XRCC3 complex; replication fork. Gene Ontology annotation, molecular function: ATP binding; four-way junction DNA binding; ATP-dependent DNA damage sensor activity. NCBI's taxonomy places the organism in Eukaryota, Fungi, Ascomycota, Eurotiomycetes, Chaetothyriales, Herpotrichiellaceae. The coding region runs from base 230 to 1573 and encodes 447 amino acids. The record is from RefSeq and is a predicted model, not a curated record.